Fusarium redolens is the source of this 789-nucleotide messenger RNA. RefSeq lists its product as uncharacterized. The annotation marks the transcript as partial. NCBI's taxonomy places the organism in Eukaryota, Fungi, Ascomycota, Sordariomycetes, Hypocreales, Nectriaceae. The record is from RefSeq and is a predicted model, not a curated record. The transcript is spliced from 2 exons.
CUCAAUUAUUAACAUCAAGAUGCAGGGCAAGUCUUCUCUUUCUAGCUCUUCUGUUAGCGGCCAUCGUGGUGGUGUCACCGAGGGAUCCCACCUUGCAUCCCUCAAUGACACAGAGCCUCAGCGUCUUCACAACGUCAACAAAAACUUGUGGCAGCAGUCAUUUCAGUCAUCUAUGGCAAGCGCACAUGGCCACUCACCGACGCUCAAUCUAUCUUUUAGUCUGCAUGACUAUUCCCUACCUACAUUUAACUCUGGAUCUUUGCCUCAGCCCCUGCUGGCUCAUGUAUUCCCCUGUCAAGACACCGCCAGCCACUAUAGCUCUGCAUCACCACCAGAACCCGCAACUACAGGCACUGAGUUCCAAAGCUCACCCAUCCAGGACGCCACACCAGCCCCAGUCCAGAGCCCUCGACGAUGCGGUAGCAGACAUUUCUCCUGUCCUGAUUGUCACACUUACACCACCGAUCGUAAAUACAACUUGAAAUGACACCGAGAGGCGCGCCACGGAAAAUGUAAAAAACAACAAUUAAGGGCACGUGGAACCUCAAGAUCAAAACCCUACACGUUGUUUACCGUGAUGGACAGCGAACGACAGACUUAACAGGCACAACGGGAGGAGCAAAGUGCACAAGCGAGCCUUGGAGGAGGAACUUGAUACAACGACGGGAAAAUUCAUUACCAUUUCUUUUGAUCGUUUUUCUUUCGUCGCAUUAGUUUUAUUGACGUAUGUCUAUCAGAAUGGCCAGCGAAACAUGUAAAUAGAUGUAUAGAACAAGUACUCAAUUGAUG